CUAACCCCACCCACAAGAAACUUUAAGAAAGUUCAAAGAAUUUUUUGUUCUUGGCUAUAGUUUGCAAUGACUAGCACCAUUAAACUAGAAGUUCAUUCUUUAGAAGAGAAAAGUCCACAGAAAUGGUGCGUUUCAUUACCGGAGGAUGUGUUCAGAAGGUUUUUGUCACAGGACAAUCAAACAGUGCGCAAGGUGUUUGGAGAAGGGUCCCUGUUCAGUCCAAUGUUGUUUGGAAAAUUCUUUGAUCCCUCUGAUGGUUUUCCUUUGUGGGAGUUUGAAUCUGACAGCUUCUUGUCUAAUCUCCGAAACUCAGGAAAGUGUACUGUUGAUUGGUUUCAGACUGACCAGGCUUAUGUACUCAAGGCAGAAGUACCAGGAUUAGGGAAAAAUAAUGCACAAAUUUACGUUGAAAAUGGGAAAAUUCUGGAGAUUAGUGGGCGGUUGAGGCAGCUAAAAGAGACUAGUACAAAGGACUGGAGAAGCUGCAACUGGUGGGAGUAUGGAUUUGUGAGGAGGCUUGAGCUACCAGAAGAUUCAGACUGGAGAAAAACAGAGGCAACUGUGAAUAAUGACACGCUUCUAGAGAUUAGAAUUCCAAGAAUUCCAUCUCAGUGUGACAAUCUUGAGGAUUCAGGCCCCAAAAACUCAGAGUCAAUGCAAGAACACUGACACACACAUGCUGUUCCCUUGAUAAUGUAUAGGAAUGAUGGCAGAGUCCAUACUUCAUAGCCAGAGAAUAAGUAUUUCUUUUUAACUGUGAAAUGAUUUUGACAGGAAGUAACCAUGUUGUGAAAUUUUGGGCAUAGAUUUCUUCUAAGGUUCACAGGUCAUAUGUAACUUGUCUUGGAAGGCCAGUCACAAAGAUAAAAAUCAUGUCUUGGUACCUUUGGACAGGCUAGGAAUAAGGCACAUGCACUUGUUCCUUCCUUAUCUUCACCUGAAUUCAAGCUAUUCCACAAAACUAUACAAUAUUCUCUUCCUGGAAUAUGGGUGCCAAAUUAAGUUAAGAUUUGCAU
Messenger RNA from Rubroshorea leprosula, 1016 nucleotides. NCBI's taxonomy places the organism in Eukaryota, Viridiplantae, Streptophyta, Magnoliopsida, Malvales, Dipterocarpaceae. The record is from the annotation of a GenBank genome assembly.